This is a messenger RNA of Ceratina calcarata, 1152 nucleotides long. RefSeq lists its product as uncharacterized. The transcript has 3 exons. Lineage: Eukaryota; Metazoa; Arthropoda; Insecta; Hymenoptera; Apidae. Bases 93 to 1034 code for a protein of 313 amino acids. The record is from RefSeq and is a predicted model, not a curated record.
AAGGAAGCGGUGGUUUAUUUUAGGGACCUCUGAAAAUACGCGCACACGUCCCGUAGAGAAAUAGUUGCUCGUUGCUGCUUCGCGAUAAGACCAUGGCUCUUAAACGCUGUCUACUUCCAAUAAUAGUGAUUACAGUUUCAAUUGGUAUUUCGCCGAUUUUCACGUGGAGCCCCGAUGUUCGUCGUUACGAGAGCUACGACCUAGAGAAAGGGCCAGUUUUCUACGAAGCUUACUAUCCGGACGACGAGCCCCGCACCCACUACCAAGAAAAACGUUAUUUCGACCGCGAGCCAGUCUUCGAGAAGACCUAUCAACUAUCCUCCGAGCACGCAGAGAAGAAUUAUCAAGACAGACCCGAUGCUGCUCUUCAAAACGUGGAUCGUUUCUCUCCCCAGCCACUGGACAUAAAGGAAAUUUCUAAGCUGGCCAGGAGAGCCAUAUCCAGAGAUCUGGAGAACUGGAACACCCUUGAGGAGUACUUGGAUCGAGCUAAAUACGAGGAUCCGUUAUAUCCAACUCGAGUCGACGCGAAUUCGAGGGAUCCGUAUGAGGAGAAACGGGAGGAGCCUUUGCCUCGUCGACUUCGAUCAAGCAGAGACCAAAGAUUUAUUGAAUCCGAUAUCGGUAGAAAUCGAUUUGAAGCAGUUCCAUACGAGAACCAUGAACAACAGAUGAUACAAGCUGUUAGGACGAGUCCAGUGAAUACUUUGAACAAACCUGUCCCACCCAAUUCUCUCAAUUCUUAUCCAACAGAGAACAUCUUCGCGCCGAGGCCUCAAGUAAUUAAUUACAUCUUCUCAAAGAGACCGACGGAGAAUAAAGAAGAGCUGGUCGCGUCUGAAACGAAGGAGACGAAGGAGUCCAUGCCUAGGAAUUACGGGGACAAUUUGAUUCGCGAUGAAAUGAAGGAAAAGGAAGAAAAUAAGAAUGCCAAGAUCGCUUCUAUCGAAGUUAGCGAGGUACCGAGACACAAGACUCGUCACCAUCAUGGAGAUUGGCCGAAACGUGAAUAUCCUCAUCGUCAUCAAUCUUAAACAGAUUGUUAAUAAUCUAUUUUAAGUCUUCGCCUAUUACUUCGUUUCUAUUACCUAUUCUUUAGUUUUCUUGUACUAACUGUAUUUUAAAACAAUAAAUUGCGAGUAUAGGGACGCA